AUGACGAAAGUGCAGGAGGGCACAGGCGUGUCCGAUUACAAACUUGUGAUGGACCAAUUGGUUGGUCCAGAGCACCGCCGGUUUGGGCGCAUGCGCUACAGGGACUCGCCCGCAACCGUCUGCCCCACGACCAUUGCGCUAGCGCAGCCCUGUUUGACACAGGCACAGAUGGCGCAGUUGCUCCUGCGCACGACCGCGCUACUCAGUUUGUUUGGGAUCUACAUUCAUCAAACUUCCGGUAUGCUAAUUGUCUAUUGUCGUGACCGGGAAUCUUUUGCAAUAAGGAGGAAUCCAUAUGAACUGCAGGACGUCGUGAACCGCACAGGGCGGUGGGAUUUUUGGCUUUCUGGAAAGGCCAAAUCUGGUGCGCAUUAUGUUGCCGCAGAUGGCGCUGACGACAUCAAGCGCAGGUUGGGUGCGCGCGAGCGCAUUGGUUGGGAGGCCUUGUCUGCGGAAAUCACCCAAUUGGAGAAGCGCUAUUCAAUGGAGGUGCCGAAUGAGGUUGUAUUUGGAGACGCACGACCUCAGCGAGGUGCGCCCAUUCCUUUACUUCCCAUAUAUCUUGGAUGGCCAAAGCGCAUGUCGCUGGAGGCGGGAUGCGACUUGUGCCGCAUUGCGCAUGUUGAUUACUCAGCGCCUGACUACAGGGCGCAGAUGAAUGCGCAUCGACCCGCACUGCGGCUCUAUCAGGUGAUAUACUUUUCAAUGGAGCGCGUACCUUAUCAGGUGGAACUCGUCGCCCCAGAAUGGUGUGCUGCGCCCAUCAACGAGGCACUCGAUGCUUUUCUACGCAGCGAUAGUCGUGCGCUCGCCGAAUUUGUUCGGCGCUGGUGCGCGCACAAACAUUCAGAUGGCAGCGGCCACGAUGGCGCUACGCGCACGGUGCCCCUGCCGCCGUGCGCCACUCCCAGCGCACAUGCCAGCUCGCACUCUAGCCCCUUACAGAUUGGUGACGAGUUUGAUGAGUUUUACCAGGCCAUUGAAGCGCAGGAUGAGGAAAAAAAGACCAAGACUGCUACGCAGCCUAAAAACUCCAAAAGAGAGCGUGCGCCUAAUUCCGCAGCGCAAGCAGCGCGCGCUAAGAAGGCGCACUUGCAGAGCGAUAACCAGCGCAAUGGCGCCGAGGAAGAUACUGCGCUAGAAGCAUUCUAUAGCGUCUUGAUCUAG
This is a messenger RNA of Brettanomyces bruxellensis, 1167 nucleotides long. RefSeq lists its product as uncharacterized. The transcript has a single exon. The record is from RefSeq and is a predicted model, not a curated record. Bases 1 to 1167 code for a protein of 388 amino acids. NCBI's taxonomy places the organism in Eukaryota, Fungi, Ascomycota, Pichiomycetes, Pichiales, Pichiaceae.